AUGUCGCCCUCGUUCUCUUCAGGCCGCUUUGGCCUUGCCGUUCUUUUGAUGCUCAAUACCCCCCUUGUAGAUGCCUACUUUCUGAACUGGAAUGCCCACUACCACCACUUGCAGCCUAGACAAGCCACUACCAGCCAUGUUGCUCCAGCAACUACCACCACCUCCACCGCUGAUCGCCUCAUCGAAAACAUUGAUCGCCUUGACGAGUCCAUUCGGGAGCUCCCGAACGACGCCUUGAACUUCCUGGAAGAGGUUGGCGACAAGAUCGAGGGUUUGGAGAGCAUGUUCAAGAGCAUCGUUGGCUCCAUCUCACCCACCACAACCCCAUCCGAGCCCACUCCGCGCCUGCCCAUCCCGAACACUCUGCUGGCCAUCAACUCUACCGCCAACGCAACAAUCGCAAUACCAAGCACCAUUGUGCCAACCCCGCUCUCCGAGAACCCAAUCUUCACCAUCCUUCCCAUUUUGGAUAGUCUGAUUCCUCCGCUGGCCACCGCUGCCUCUGCGGCUGCUUCAUUACCUGGGUUUGGGAACGCCACCUCCCUGCUCCUACCGACCGCCCCCGGUGCCGCUUUCACUCCCGUGCUUUCAACCGUGAAUGCAACAGAGCCAUUUCCCUUGACGCUCCCUUCCACCCCCACGGCGCUUGCUAUUGUGCCAUCGAUUGCACCUCUCAACUCAACAUCAGCGCCGUCUCUCUUCAACGCUACCUCGACACCCGUUGCGAACUCCACGGCAAGCUCACUGAUUGCAAACACCACUUCACUCGCUGUCUUGGUGAAUUCCACCUCGGCGUACGUAAACGCCACCUCCUUUCCGGUUUCCGUCAACGCUACUUCAACUCCUGUUGCCGUCAAUGCCACUUCAGCUCUUAUCGCCGUAAACGCGACUUCAGCUCCCGUCUUCGUAAACACCACUUCAGUUACUACCAUUGUAAAUACCACCGCCACAAUUCUCAUUUCGGGAAACCUUACUCUGGCCACUCUUCUGCCGGCUAAUGCUACCACUCCGCUCUUUAUCAACAACACCUCUACUGUCGCUUCGGUCAACUUUACUACACCGCCCUCGGCUAUGAACGCCACAGCUACGCUCCCGGUUCUGGCAAACCUUACUCUGGCUACUCUUCUUCCAGCGAAUGCUACUGCUCCGCUAUACCUCAACCCUACGAAUGCCACGCUUCCCGUUCCGGCAAACCUUACCAUAGCCACACCUCUUCCCGCGAACGCAACUACUCCGCUAUUUGUAAACGACACGACCGCUACACUCCCCGUUUCGGCAAAUUUUACUUUGGCGACACUUCUUCCGACAAAUGUGACGACUGCGCUCUUGCUCAACUCUACAACCACCGUUCCGCAAAACCUUACACUAGCCACUCCUCUCCCCACGAACGCGACUACUCCCCUUUUUAUUAACGACACAAGCGCUACACCCUCUAUUUCGGCCAAUCUUACUUUGGCCACUCUUCUGCCAGUAAACGCAACAGCUCCGCUCUUCGUCAACCUUACGACUGCCACACUUCCUAUACCGGCAAAUCUUACCGUCUCUACCCCCAUCCCGGCUAACGUGACAACUCCGCUCUUCAACUUCACCGCCACCACAUCCUCAAUCAAUGCCACCAUAGCACCCCUCCUCCUAAACACUACCACGACCAUUCCCCAAGUGCCAGUCAACACCACGUUCGAUCUCCGCAAUGGCACCUUCACCCUCACUCCCACCAACCUCACCGCCAUCCCCUCCGCAACGCCAUCCGUGAACACCACCUCACCCUCCCUUAACGACACAAUCGCCGUCUCCACCCCCGCGCUCCUCGCCAACACCACCACCUUCCCUGCUACCCUCUCCACGCCCGCCACCACAGCCAAUGCCACCCUCAUCGACGCCCUAGUCGCCAACGUCACCUCCCUCCUCUCCAUCUCCAGCUACAACGCCACGCUCCUAGCCGACUACCUCCAAGGUAACCUCACCGCCACACCCGCUCCGUCCACCAUCACCACUCCCACCUCCGCAUACUUCAACACCACCACCCCCGCCGCCGCCGCCAGCAACUCCACCACGACAGUCAUCUCCUCCAUCGCCGUCACCCCCAUCCCAAUCCCCCUCCGCACCAACCCCGGCGGCCCGCUCAUCCCCGCCGCAAACUCCCGCCUCGCCCUCCCUCCCCACACCGUCAACACGACUUUGGCGACGGUAGUAACGGCAGCAUCUUCUCCUUCUUCUUCUUCUCCUCCCGCUUCUUCCAGCAGCACGCUACCAGCUCUCGCCCCGCCGCCGGUAAUGUACGGCCCCCUCAGCGCGUCCUUCAUCUCCGUGUCGGCGUCGCCGGUUCCGUACGCCAACAGGACGACGGACGAGAGCGGCCACGUCCGCCUGCCGACGCGCAUGCCCAUCCCCGUGCAGGCGCUGAGCGCGGCGGCGAGCGCGGCGAGGGAGAAGAGUAGGGAGGCGGAGCUGAGGGCGGAUUCGUCUUCUUCUUUUUCUUCUUCGCCGACGGUGGUGGUGGUGAGUCCGACGGAGUCGGUGACGACGUUUCUGGCGACGGCGACGGGCGAGGGCGGCGUGACGACGGUGUAUUUGAGCACGUUGACUGUGACGACGACGGUGCUUGUGACGCCGAGUCCGGUGUGA
Molecule: messenger RNA, 2625 nt
Organism: Diplodia corticola
Lineage: Eukaryota; Fungi; Ascomycota; Dothideomycetes; Botryosphaeriales; Botryosphaeriaceae
Product: mucin-2-like isoform x1
Exons: 1
Coding region: 1-2625 (874 amino acids)
Source: RefSeq, a predicted model, not a curated record